This is a messenger RNA of Miscanthus lutarioriparius, 1194 nucleotides long. The record is from the annotation of a GenBank genome assembly. NCBI's taxonomy places the organism in Eukaryota, Viridiplantae, Streptophyta, Magnoliopsida, Poales, Poaceae.
AUGAGCGGAUAUGAUCCCAAGAAUGAUCCAGCCCGAAAGCCGCAAAGGUCAAAAGAUCCAGCGUGGAGGUUUGGCUAUUGGCCGAACCUACAAAACAAAGAUGAGGUGGCAUGCACCUUAUGUGGCGGCUCAGUUCGUGGAGGGAUUAAAAGAUUGAAGCAACAUUUGACAGGAGGUUAUGGAGAUGCAAAACUAUGUUCAGGUGUGAAUAUUGAAGUUAGGAGGGAGAUGGCAGCUUACUUGGAUGCAAACAAGAGGAAAAGACCAUUGGUUCUAGAUGAUGAGGUGGUGGAGGUGGCAAAAAAUGAGGCUGCUGCUGCGGUACAGCCUAGUUCAGGGACAACAACAAAAAAACGGCAAGCAUCCUUACAAUUCAUGGGUGUUGGCAACAAGACUAAACCAGAGGGAAAGACAAACAAAUCUAUAGUUGAGAUGCUUCGAAAAACACUAGAAGAGAUAGUAGAUGAGAGACUUUCAGGGUCUUAUCAGCCCACAAUUGUGUCUAGUAUAAAAACCAAGGAAGAGAAGCAUUACGUGGAUACACAAUGGGCCUUGUUCUUCUAUGAAUGUGGCAUACCUUUUAAUGCAGCAGCAGCAAAGCAAUUUCAGAUUGCAUUUGAGGCCACAGCACAAUAUGGUUCAGAGUAUAAGCCUCCAACACCAUAUCAACUUGGGGAUCCAUUACUUCAAGAAGCUGUGAAGUCAACAAGUACCAUGAGAGAGCAUGGAAACAUUAUGGCUGCACACUCAUGUCUGAUGAAUGAGAAGAAGGUUGAGGAGAUUGGGAAGGACAAGGUUGUUCAAGUUGUCACAAAUAAUGGUGCUAACUUUAAGGCUGUAGGCAAGAUUCUCAUGGACAGGAUUCCUACAAUUUUUGGAGUCCAUGUGUUGCGCAUUGCUUGGAUCUCAUUUGAUUGGUGGAGUUCCUAUGGUGGCCGUGCUAUUGAGCUACAAAAGUUUGCAAGGCGUGUGGUUAGUCUUUGUGCUUCAUCAUCUGGCUGUGCUUGUGGGUGCGAGUGUGCCCUUACUUGGAACCUUGUUGAUGAAGCUGUUGGAGCAUCACAAUCACUUCAAGGCCGGAACUUUCCAAGAGCAGCCCACAGGCGUGCAAGAAAUUCUGCACCUAUGGUGGAUGAAGCUGAGUUGGGUGCAGACAGUGAAGAAAAUCCAGAUCCAUUUAAUGAUGCAGAUUGA